AUGUCUGGCAAAAACAAUGAUCUCCAGAGCAUAAAUAAUUACCAGCCUUAUAACUCUGAGCUCCAGCACCUCAGAAUUCUUCUUCAUGGACCUGCUGGUGCCGGCAAGUCCAGCUUCAUCAACUCAGUUGACACUCUUUUACGAGGCAGAAUGACCACUCAAGCUUUGGCAGAUGCAACUUCUGCAAAGAGCUUCACUAAAACAUACAGAACUUUCAAAAUCCAAAAAGGAGGACCAGGAACUUUUUAUCCUUUUGCCUUCACUGACAUCAUGGGCCUUGAGAAGGACACAGGAGUUAAGGUGGAAGACAUCAUACUGGCCAUGAAGGGGCACAUGAAGGAUGGUUACAAGUUCAAUCCUGAAUCUUCGUUAUCCGAACAUGACAACAAAGUGCCCACUCUAAAUGACAAAGUUCAUGUUUUAGUGUCUGUGAUCGAUGCCAACAACGUAAAACUCCUGAGUGAUGAUAUAAUGAGAAAGAUGAGGGAUGUCAGACUUGCAGCCAGUGACAUGGGAAUUCCCCAAAUGGCAAUUCUCACCAAAAUUGAUGAAGCCUGUCCAGAAGUCAAAGGAAAUAUAAGAAAUGUGUAUAAGAGCUCAUUUUUGGAGGAACAGAUGGAGACAGUGAGUGUGUAUCUGGGUAUUCCACUGUACUGCAUCUUUCCUGUCAAGAACUACCACUAUAAGACCCAAACAGAUGAUGACGUCGACGUACUGAUACUGGCUGCUCUGAAGCAGAUGACUUUGGAGAGGACUACUUUAUUUCCUUAUCGUUUUCUUUACUGCAUCUUUCCUGUCAAGAACUACCACUCUGAGAUCAAAACAGACGAUGACGUCGACACACUGAUACUGGCCGCUCUAAAGCAGAUGAUCGACUUUGGAGAGGACUACGUCAACAACUACUUCUCCAUCAACUCCCCACGCUGCCACCUACAGAAGUUCUCUGACGACUCUGCCAUAGUCAGCCUCAUCACAGGUGACAUGUUUUGUGAAGGUGGGGAGAGUGGAGGACAGGGAGAUGUGAUUUAA
Molecule: messenger RNA, 1029 nt
Organism: Pelmatolapia mariae (spotted tilapia)
Lineage: Eukaryota; Metazoa; Chordata; Actinopteri; Cichliformes; Cichlidae
Product: interferon-induced protein 44-like
Exons: 9
Coding region: 1-1029 (342 amino acids)
Biological process (GO): immune response
Source: RefSeq, a predicted model, not a curated record